Messenger RNA from Silurus meridionalis, 749 nucleotides. RefSeq names its product troponin C type 1a (slow) (gene tnnc1a). NCBI's taxonomy places the organism in Eukaryota, Metazoa, Chordata, Actinopteri, Siluriformes, Siluridae. Gene Ontology annotation, cellular component: myosin II complex. Bases 86 to 571 code for a protein of 161 amino acids. Gene Ontology annotation, molecular function: calcium ion binding. The record is from RefSeq and is a predicted model, not a curated record. The transcript has 6 exons.
AAACCCACUGAUGUCGUCCUCAAAUCCUGAUCUCCACUGAGGCCCUUCAAACCCGCUGUCUGUCUGCUGCACUUUUCUCAACAUCAUGAACGACAUCUACAAAGCAGCGGUAGAACAGCUCACUGAUGAGCAGAAAAAUGAAUUCCGCGCCGCAUUUGACAUCUUCGUGCAGGACGCUGAAGACGGCUGCAUCAGCACCAAGGAGCUGGGAAAGGUGAUGAGGAUGCUGGGACAGAACCCCACACCUGAGGAACUGCACGAGAUGAUCGAUGAAGUGGAUGAGGAUGGCAGUGGAACGGUUGACUUUGAGGAGUUCCUGGUGAUGAUGGUGAGAUGUAUGAAAGAUGACAGUAAAGGGAAAUCUGAAGAGGAACUGGCUGAACUUUUCCGCAUGUUUGACAGGAAUGAGGAUGGUUAUAUAGACCUGGAGGAGUUGAAGAUGAUGCUGGAGGAGACUGGAGAGAGCAUCACUGAGGAUGAUAUUGAUGAGCUGAUGAAUGAUGGAGACAAGAAUGAUGAUGGAAAAAUUGACUAUGAUGAGUUUAUGGACUUUAUGAAAGGAGUGGAAUAGGAGUGUGUGAGUGUGUGUAGAGAGAGGAGAAGUUACACCUCAUCAUCAUCAUCAUCAUCAUCAUCGUUCAUCAGUAAUAUUUAAUGUGAAAUUGAACCUUUAAUGACGUAACGUUUACUGAAAUCUCCAUUUGUUUCUGUUAAAGUUUUCAAAUAUGUAAAUAAAACCUAUGAAAUAU